GAGGGAGACCUAGCCUCGAACCAGCGUAAAAACAUUGGCCGACCGAAACUGUCAUGGCCGCCACCAGAAGUCUUGUAUCCGCGGUUUCGCGACGGUCGGGAGCUUUGCGGCUAUGUCUCGCGCGCUGUUACAGCCAGGAACCACCAAAGGGUACAGACUUGACCCAUCACCGGACUAAUGCCUUUGAAAAAGUUAUCCUGGUUUACUACAAGAAGUACCCUAAAGGACAGGUGCCAGACUUCGUACCCCAGGGCGUCAUGGAGAAGACACGGAACCUGUUCCGCAUCCAGCUUAACAUCGUACUCACCAUACUGACGUUACUGGCAGCCCUCGGGUUUGCGAGGAAGGGCCGUAGCGAGGCGCACCGCGGCGAAAGUCUCAUGAAGAUGAACCUGGAGUGGCAUGAGGAGGAACGACGCAAGCACGAGGAACAGAAUCGAGCGAAGGCCGCCACGUAGAAACUUUUCGUGGGUGGCAUCCACGAGGGAUCAUUCAAAGUGCAAUUUCAAGAAUAAACGCCUUUUGCGGAGCUAUCAUAAAUAUUUA
Molecule: messenger RNA, 546 nt
Organism: Ornithodoros turicata
Lineage: Eukaryota; Metazoa; Arthropoda; Arachnida; Ixodida; Argasidae
Product: UPF0389 protein CG9231-like
Exons: 3
Coding region: 54-458 (134 amino acids)
Source: RefSeq, a predicted model, not a curated record